GUGUUUCCCUCGCCUAGCCUCUCCGCCUUGCCUCCGCGGGUUCUUCGCAUCCCCCGACGGGAGGGCUCCGGGGCGCCUCCCUCCUGUGCACCUGCUCAGGGCCGUCCAGCCGGAGUCGCCCCGUCCGGCCCGCCAUUGUCGGCUGGGGGUGCCCGGCGCUCUCCACGGGCUCAUAGGAUUGUGCGCAGACGGGACUCCCCGCUGCGUGGGCGCCCCGAGGGCCGAGAAUGCGCCGGGGGUGUCUCGCAGCUGGCGCCUUGUCUUUGCCGACCCUGAGAGAGAAAAAAGCGGGGCAGAACUUGGGGGCGCUCCUGCCUUUCCCCGCGGGACGGGAGCGCUCGGGGGCGGACAGCAGACGCCGGAAUGCUGGCGGCGCGCGUGGAAACCCGGCCUCUGUUUGAAUCGCUCAGUUUUCCUGGGCGACGUGGGGGAAACUGAAAGAUACGCCUUCAAGAUACAACAGUAAAUGAAAAGGCUUCAGGAGAUCCAGAAUCAACUACCUUGUGCACAAGGUGUGCGCUUCUUCACACAAACUGCAAAAUGCAGCUUCCACAAAUGAGGCUUUGAAGCGGGAAGUGCCUGCUCAGAGGGAGGAACUUGCCAGUGGAACAUGUGACCCAGAAACAACAGAGCGACAGGCCAGAAGGAGGCAAAGAGGCAACUUGCCUUGAUUUCACUGCCAGGAAGGGUCAAAGGCUGAAUCACAGCAGAUUGAAGAAGGAGGCUGAAUUCUUCGUGCCCCAAGGAGUGAAGAAGGAUGGGUAAACUGGAAGACAGUGCCACCCUCGUGCCCAAUGAGCAUCUGCCCUUGCUGGCCAAAGCGGCCCCCAGCACCACCUAUCUGAGCCAGCAGGAAGUGGCCGAGCAGGGCAGCGCUGCUCCCUGGCCCGGACUCCGCAAAGCCCUGAUCAGCCUGCUGGGUGGCCUCUUCGCCUGCAUGCUGCUUCUGGCCGUGGCCCUGCUCUUCUCCCUGCCCCGGCCUCACCCACCUCUGGGCUGGUGGCAAAAGGCUGCCUUCUACCAUCUGCCCCCCUCCUGCUUCCCGGACUCCGAUGGAGAUGGGUGGGGAGACCUGGCAGGCGUCAGACAGCAGCUGGACCAGCUGGCAACCCUGCCCAUCCAGGCCUUGGUGUUGGGCCCUAUCCUUGAAGGCGGAGGGGCCAACCUGACCCAGAUUAUCCCUGCCCAUGGAUCGCUGGCACAGCUGCAAGCUCUGUUGACUGAUGGGCGCAAGAGAGGAAUCCGAAUUCUGCUCGAACUUCCACCUUGGGGAGAAGAGGGUGAUGCAUCAGCUGAGAGCAAUCAAACAGUGCAGCUCCUCAAGGAGGCCCUACAGUUUUGGCAGUCCGAAGGCGUGCAUGGUUUUUUGGUGGACAAAGACCCUGCCUGGUGCCUCCUCACGGUAUUGAAGGCCUGGGACGCCCUUGAUGACCGGAGGCAAAGGGAUCCACGGGACGAACGGGCCCUCAUUGUAUGGGACCGGAGCGAAACGUGUGGAGCUUCUGAGGGGAUGCCCAGCAGGGUCAUCCUCACCUGCCAACUGCCGGGAACCCAGAGAAAUCUCUCUGCUCAGGCACUGCUGCAACUGGCACAUGGAUCCCUGCAGCUCCCGGGCACGCCGUGGCCCAGCUGGGCAGUGCCCAGGGGACUCUCGCCCGUCGGUGGCUGGGGGGAAAUCCUUGGGGUGCUGCUCUUCACCCUCCCAGGAGUGCCACUGGUGCAAGGGGGGCCAAGGUCACCGCUCCCGCUGGAGUUCGAGCUGAUGGAAGGAAAGCCCAGCAGACCCCCACUGGCAGCCCUGUACCAGUCCCUCCUGGAAUUGCACGCAAAGUCCUUCUCCUUACAGGACACCGACUUCACACCGCUGCCCCUCCCCAGCCACGUCGAGGACCUCGUGGCCUUCCUCCGGCCAGGUGCCUGCUCCAGCCUCCUGGUCAUCCUCAACCUGGGGCCGCAACCCGCCCAGCUCAGCCUGAAGGAGCUCAGCUUCUCUGGGCAGGCCAAAGUGGUGCUCAGCACCCACGCCAAGCCCCAGAAAGAAGCCAGCGUGGAGAUGGUGAGGCUGGUGCCACAGCAGGCCCUCCUGCUCAAGGUGCCCCAAGGAUACCAGCCGUGAUGGGCAGCCACGGGAUAAGAAAGGAACUGUUGCUGAUCCCAAACACAGCCUGUUGUGGGGUUUGGGCCAAUGCGUGUGAUGUUCCUGCCCGACUGGCUGCUGUAAUUACCUUCUGCAAAUUAGUAAAGUUGCUCAACCUCAUUGACUUUGAGGGAUCUAUGGUUCCAGGGAGGAUGCGCUGCCCCCCUUUGUAACAAUGUGUGUUCUGAACCCACAAAUGUGGGUACAGAUGUGUCUUCUGUAAGUACAUGGGAAUCAAUGGUGCACGAGAACUGGGGGUCUGGGCUGGCACAGAAUGGCCACCGAGCGCUUCCUGCUCUGGGAUGGCAACGCCCUGGGCAGGCUUGGCGUCCCUCCUACAAUCCAAACAGAGGACAGUAGGAGGUGGAUGCCACCCCUAGCCUUGGGCACAGCUGGCCUCUUAGGCCCCUGGCAGCAGCUGAGGAGAAGCAGG
Ahaetulla prasina is the source of this 2570-nucleotide messenger RNA. Its product is annotated as 4F2 cell-surface antigen heavy chain-like. The record is from RefSeq and is a predicted model, not a curated record. Gene Ontology annotation, biological process: amino acid transport; carbohydrate metabolic process. The coding region runs from base 758 to 2116 and encodes 452 amino acids. NCBI's taxonomy places the organism in Eukaryota, Metazoa, Chordata, Lepidosauria, Squamata, Colubridae. The transcript is spliced from 10 exons.